Molecule: messenger RNA, 5076 nt
Organism: Nipponia nippon (crested ibis)
Lineage: Eukaryota; Metazoa; Chordata; Aves; Pelecaniformes; Threskiornithidae
Source: RefSeq, a predicted model, not a curated record
AUGGGUUCCAAGAGGCGAAGAGCUACCUCGCCUUCCAGCAGUGUCAGCGGAGGAGACUUUGAUGACAGCCACCACUCCACGAAUAUACCAGGCCCAAGCAGAAAGAGGAGGAGACUUUCCAAUCUCCCAACUGUAGAUCCUAUUGCUGUAUGCCAUGAACUUUACAACACCAUCAGAGAUUACAAAGAUGAACAGGGCAGGCUCCUUUGUGAGCUUUUCAUUAGGGCACCGAAGCGAAGAAAUCAGCCAGAUUAUUAUGAAGUGGUUUCUCAGCCAAUCGAUUUAAUGAAAAUCCAACAAAAGCUAAAGAUGGAGGAAUAUGAUGAUGUGAACGUGCUGACUGCUGAUUUUCAGCUUCUCUUUAACAACGCGAAGGCUUACUAUAAGCCUGAUUCUCCUGAAUAUAAAGCUGCCUGCAAAUUAUGGGAGUUGUAUUUGCGCACAAAAAAUGAAUUUGUUCAAAAAGGUGAUGCUGAGGAGGAAGAUGAAGAUGAGGAAGGACAUGACAAUCAAGGCACAAAUUCUGAAUUAUCAUCUCCAGGAUACCUGAAGGAAAUUCUUGAACAGCUUCUUGAAGCUGUAGCUGUUGCCACAAACCCAUCAGGACGCCUCAUAAGUGAACUGUUCCAGAAACUUCCUUCUAAAGUGCAAUACCCAGAUUAUUAUGCAAUAAUAAAGGAGCCCAUAGAUCUUAAAACUAUUGCCCAAAGGAUACAGAAUGGAACUUACAAAAGCAUUCAUGCAAUGGCCAAGGAUAUAGAUCUUCUGGCAAAGAAUGCCAAAACCUACAAUGAGCCUGGAUCACAAGUAUUCAAGGAUGCAAAUGCAAUUAAAAAAAUAUUUAAUAUGAAAAAGGCUGAAAUUGAACACAGUGAGCUGGCCAAGUCAAGUCUCCGAAUCAGGACUCCAUCAAAUUUGACUGCUUCCAAGCUGACAGAUCCUUCCUCACAGGGUAAAGGCAGUGUUGGUGAUGAGAGAAAUUCUUCUAACAAAUAUUAUCGUAACAAAAGAUCAGCCCAAGGGGAUCGUUUAUCAGCAAUAACCAUGGCAUUGCAAUAUGGAUCAGAAAGUGAUGAGGAUGCAGCUCUGGCUGCUGCGGCUCGUUAUGAAGAAGGAGAAUCCGAAGCAGAGAGCAUUACUUCCUUCAUGGACACUUCUAAUCCUCUUUAUCAGCUUUAUGACACAGUUAGAAGUUGCCGAAAUAAUCAGGGCCAGCUCAUAUCUGAACCCUUUUUCCACUUGCCCUCCAAGAAAAAAUAUCCUGAUUAUUAUCAGCAAAUUAAAGCACCUAUUUCAUUGCAGCAGAUCAGAACCAAACUGAAGAACCAUGAAUAUGAGACUUUAGAUCAGUUGGAGGCUGAUCUGAACUUGAUGUUUGAAAAUGCCAAGCGCUACAAUGUUCCCAAUUCUGCCAUCUAUAAAAGAGUACUGAAAAUGCAGCAAGUUAUGCAGGCAAAGAAGAAGGAGCUUGCUAGGAGAGAUGACAUUGAGGAUGGGGACAGUAUGAUUUCUUCUGCUACAUCUGAUACUGGAAGCUCAAAAAGGAAAAGUAAAAAGAAUAUACGAAAGCAACGAAUGAAGAUCUUAUACAAUGCAGUUCUGGAAGCUCGAGAAUCAGGCACAGGCAGACGGCUCUGUGAUCUGUUUAUGGUUAAGCCAUCCAAAAAGGACUAUCCGGACUAUUAUAAAAUUAUCUUGGAGCCAAUGGACUUGAAAAUGAUAGAACACAACAUCCGCAAUGAUAAGUAUGCAGGGGAAGAAGCCAUGAUUGAAGACAUGAAGCUCAUGUUCCGAAAUGCAAGGCAUUAUAAUGAGGAAGGCUCCCAGGUAUACAAUGAUGCUCAUAUGCUGGAAAAGAUCCUUAAAGAAAAAAGGAAAGAACUGGGACCCUUAGCUGAAGAUGAUGAUGUUGCAUCCCCUAAACUAAAGCUAAGUAGAAAAAGUGGCAUUUCUCCUAAAAAAUCGAAAUACAUGACUCCAAUGCAACAGAAACUGAAUGAGGUCUAUGAAGCAGUUAAGAAUUACACGGAUAAACGAGGCAGGCGACUGAGCGCCAUCUUCUUGAGGCUGCCAUCUCGGUCUGAGCUUCCUGACUAUUAUGUAACCAUUAAAAAGCCCGUUGACAUGGAAAAGAUCAGAAGCCAUAUGAUGGCAAAUAAAUACCAGGAUAUUGAUUCCAUGGUAGAGGACUUUGUAAUGAUGUUCAAUAACGCUUGCACAUAUAACGAGCCAGAAUCUUUGAUUUAUAAAGAUGCUCUGGUCCUACAUAAAGUUUUGCUUGAAACUCGGAGAGAAAUAGAAGGAGAUGAGGAUUCUCAUGUGCCCAAUGUCACUUUGCUAAUUCAGGAACUUAUCCAUAACCUUUUUGUAUCUGUUAUGAGCCACCAGGAUGAUGAGGGCAGAUGCUAUAGUCCUGCUGUUGAUCCCAACUUCCCAAAUAAACCUCCUCUGACUUUUGAUAUUAUCCGAAAAAAUGUUGAAAAUAAUCGCUAUAGAAGAUUGGACUUGUUCCAGGAGAAUAUGUUUGAUGUACUGGAGAGGGCAAGGAGAAUGAACAGGACUGAUUCAGAGAUUUACGAGGAUGCAGUUGAACUUCAGCAGUUCUUUAUUAAAAUUCGAGACGAACUUUGUAAGAAUGGAGAGAUUCUUCUGUCACCUGCUCUCAGCUAUACCACCAAGCAUCUUCACAACGAUGUAGAAAAGGAAAAGAAGGAGAAGCUGCCCAAAGAAAUAGAGGAGGAUAAGCUCAAAAGAGAGGAGGAGAAGAGAGAAGCUGAAAAGAGUGAAGAUUCUUCUGGAUCAGCUGGGCUGUCAAGCUUGCAUCGGACCUACAGCCAGGAUUGCAGCUUCAAGAACAGCAUGUACCAUGUAGGAGAUUAUGUGUAUGUGGAGCCUGCUGAAGCCAACUUGCAACCUCACAUAGUCUGUAUUGAGAGGCUGUGGGAAGAUUCAGCUGGUAAGGAAGUUUUUAAAAGUGACUAUUACAAUAAAGUUCCUGUUAGCAAAAUUUUGGGCAAAUGCGUGGUCAUGUUUGUUAAGGAAUAUUUUAAAUUGUGUCCUGAAAACUUCAGAGAUGAGGAUGUCUAUGUCUGUGAGUCACGUUAUUCUGCAAAGACAAAAUCUUUUAAAAAGAUAAAACUGUGGACUAUGCCUGUAAGCUCUGUAAGAUUUGUCCCACGAGAUGUACCCCUGCCUGUGGUCCGUGUUGCUUCUGUAUUUGCUAAUACAGACAAAGUAGAUGAGGAGAAACAUGCUGAAACACUGGAGGACAGUAAGGUGGGAGAAAGUAUCCUUCAUCUUGAAAAGGACAAAGAAGAUGUUCCAGUAGAAAUGUCCAAUGGAGAACCUGGUUGCCAUUACUUUGAACAGCUCUGCUACAAUGAUAUGUGGCUUAAGGUUGGGGACUGUGUCUUCAUAAAAUCACAUGGGUUAGUGCGACCUCGGGUAGGAAGAAUUGAAAAGAUGUGGGUGCGAGAUGGAGCUGCGUAUUUCUUUGGCCCAAUCUUUAUACAUCCUGAAGAAACUGAACAUGAACCAACUAAAAUGUUCUACAAGAAGGAAGUAUUUUUGAGUAACUUGGAGGAGACCUGUCCGAUGACUUGCAUUUUGGGAAAGUGUGCGGUUCUGUCGUUCAAAGACUUCCUCUCCUGCAGACCAACAGAAAUCUCUGAAAAUGAUGUUUUUCUUUGUGAGAGCCGCUACAAUGAAAGCGACAAACAAAUGAAGAAAUUUAAAGGGCUGAAGAGGUUUUCACUAUCUGCAAAAGUUGUAGAUGACGAAAUAUACUAUUUUAGAAAACCCAUAGUUCCUCAGAAGGAACCAUCUCCACUACUGGAAAAGAAGAUUCAACAGCUAGAAGCAAAAUUUGCUGAGUUGGAAGGAGGCGAUGAGGACAUGGAAGAGAUGGGAGAAGAGGAAGGUGAGUCCACUCCCAAGUCUGUUAAGGGCAGCACCAAGAAGGAGGGAUCAAAAAGGAAGAUCAACAUGAGUGGGUACAUCUUAUUUAGCAGCGAGAUGAGAGCUGUGAUUAAAGCUCAGCACCCAGACUACUCCUUUGGAGAGCUCAGCAGGCUUGUAGGAACUGAAUGGAGAAACUUGGAAGCAACAAAGAAAGCAGAAUAUGAAGGCAUGAUAAGUGGCUAUCCACCGGUGCUGCCACCUUUGCAGGGCCCAGUUGAUGGCAUUGUUAGCAUGGGCAGCAUGCAGCCACUUCACCCAGGGGUGCCCCCACCCCACCAACUUCCGCCAGGUAUGCCAGGCAUCCCAGGCAUCCCACCACCCGGUGUUAUAGGCCAAAAUGUGUCCCCCAUGGUAGGCACUCCAGCACCCGGGGCAAGUCCUUUUGGACAGCAGAUAGGAAUCCUUGGCCCGCCGGGACAGCAGGCACCUCCUCCGUAUCCCGGCCAGAGCCCAGCAAGUCAGCCAGUUAUGCAGCAGCCCACAACUCCCAUGUUCGUCUCCCCUCCACCAAAGACACAGAGGCUUCUUCAUUCCGAAGCCUAUCUGAAAUAUAUUGAGGGGCUUAGUGCCGAAUCAAAUAGUAUUAGCAAGUGGGACCAGACCCUUGCAGCACGAAGACGAGAUGUCCACUUAUCAAAAGAGCAAGAGAGCCGACUCCCUUCACACUGGUUAAAAAGUAAAGGGGCUCAUACCACAAUGGCCGAUGCAUUAUGGCGUCUGCGAGACUUGAUGCUACGAGACACCCUUAAUAUCCGUCAGGCGUACAACAUAGAAAAUGUUUAGUCGCAUAAUUGCUUCUUUCUUUGAUACCGGCAUAUAAGGAGUUUUGUGGAACAAUAGCUGUUUUAGUUACUGGGUGGGGAGAGAUAACCAACAAUAAUUUGUAUUGCAUUUUACUGUACAUUGCAAGACCAUUUUUAUAUAAGGACACUUUUAAUAAGCAUAUUUCACUUUUUGUUAUAUUAAGUUGACUUUAUCAAAUACACAAAUUUUUGCAUAUGUUUCCUUUGUUUGAAAGGCGAUUUCAUAAUUGGUUAAGUGUAGUCAAGGAUUCAUCUUUCUUAUACUUUAUUGCUGAGAAUCUGAUGCCAUUGUUUUUAUAUAAAAGAAGAAAAA